AUGACGGAUAAGCUCCCCCCGAACCUGCUCGCGCUCUUCGCGCCGCGACCUCCCCUGCGCUGGGUCGAGCCGACCGACCACCCGCCCGAGAAGCGCUUCACCAGGGCUGUGACUGGAGUUGCCGAGUGCCUCGGCGAGCUACAGAAAUAUAAGGAGACGGACCAGUACACUCCCACCGAGAGCUGGCUCGAGGCACGCGAUCGAAAAAAGGAAGAGAAGAAAACUGCCAUCAAGCAGCUUCUCGAGCAGGGCCCCAAGAAAUUCAACCCCUCGGAUGACCCAAACAUUCGAGGCAAUGCGCUCUCGACCAUGAUCGUCUCCCGCCUGAGCUACGACGCGGAUGAACGGGACCUGGAACGACACUUUGGCCGAUUCGGCUCGAUCGAGCGCAUUCGCGUCAUAUCCGAUACUCGGGCCCACGAGAAACCCAACAAGAAGAAGAAGCCUCACCGAGGUUACGCCUUCAUCGUGUUUGAGCGCGAGCCUGACAUGCAAGCCGCAGUCAAAUCCUGCGAUGGAGAUCGUAUCAGAGGCAGAGCCAUCAAGACAGACGUCGAGCGAGGCCGAACCGUCCACGGUUGGAAGCCUCGAAGACUCGGCGGCGGGCUCGGCGGCCGAGGCUACACCAAAAUCAUGCCCUCGCGCCCUGUUGGUCCCCGUGGCUUCGGAGAUGGAUUCCGAGGUGGAUUCCGAGGAUUUGACGGCGGCCGGCCUCGUGGUGGCGGUCGCGGAGGUCGUGGCGGAGGCUUCAGAGGCGACUUUGGCGGAUUUGAUCGACGCAACGGCGACCGCAGCUUUUCGGGACCCAAUCUCGAUUCGCGAGGACCUGGACGCUUUGACGACAGACAUGGCGGCUAUCGCGGCGAUCGCGGCGACGGUGGCCGGUUUGGCGACCGCGACAGUGGCCGUCGCACAGGCAGCAACAUGGAACCGAUUGGCCGUCGUGACGGUGGGGAAAGGGACAGAGGUCGGGAUCGUCGUGACUAUGACCGGCCGCGAGAUGAUGACAACAGGAAGCGAGCCUACGAGGGAGGAGGGCAUGACGAUUCCCGGAAGAUGCCACGUUACUAA
Hirsutella rhossiliensis is the source of this 1071-nucleotide messenger RNA. Its product is annotated as RNA recognition motif domain-containing protein. Gene Ontology annotation, cellular component: precatalytic spliceosome; U2-type prespliceosome; U1 snRNP. The record is from RefSeq and is a predicted model, not a curated record. Gene Ontology annotation, molecular function: U1 snRNA binding; mRNA binding. Bases 1 to 1071 code for a protein of 356 amino acids. NCBI's taxonomy places the organism in Eukaryota, Fungi, Ascomycota, Sordariomycetes, Hypocreales, Ophiocordycipitaceae. Gene Ontology annotation, biological process: mRNA splicing, via spliceosome. The transcript has 6 exons.